Messenger RNA from Linum tenue, 1922 nucleotides. Lineage: Eukaryota; Viridiplantae; Streptophyta; Magnoliopsida; Malpighiales; Linaceae. The record is from the annotation of a GenBank genome assembly.
UAACUGAGUUGUGAGUCGGACUCGGAAGGGGAAGGUGGCCGUACACCUGCGUAUGUAUGAAGCGCUGAUUCCUUUCCUCUCUUUAAAAACCCUAACAAGUCUCCGUUUCUUCAUUUCUUCCUGUCUCGUCCUCGCAUUUUCCUCUUCUCUCUCUCUCUCUUCUCGUUCGUUUGUUCGAUUCCCGGUAAUUUUUACCGUCGGGAGGCAGAACAAGCAACUGCAUCGCCGCCAUGAAGGUAAUAGACAAGAUCCGGUCGACUGUCGGUGAGGCCAAUGGCGGAGCGGAGAACGGCGGGAACCACCACAACAACAACGUCGCGUUCUCCUUCGAAUUCUUCCCGCCGAGGGCGGAAGGCAUGGCGAAGGUCCUCGAGCUGAUAGAGCGCAUGGUGGCGUACAGCCCGACCUUCUGCGACAUCACCUGGCGAGCCUCCUCCGGCGACGUCUCGCUCGACAUCGCCAACAGGAUGCAGAACUCCAUCGGGAUCGAGACCAUGAUGCACCUCACCUGCGCCGAAAUGCCGGUGGAGGAAAUCGACCGCGCGCUCGACACCAUCAAAUCCGGCGGCGUCCAGAACGUUCUCGCCCUCCGCGGCGACCCGCCGAUCGGCCAGGACAAGUUCGUCCAGAUCCAGGACGGAUACUCCAGCGCUCUCGACCUGGUGAAGCACAUGAGGUCCAAGUAUGGGGAUUACUUCGGCAUUACUGUUGCUGGUUAUCCAGAGGCUCACCCGGAUGUGAUCGGAGAUGAUGGUGUAGCCACGCCGGAAGAUUACCAGAAAGAUCUUGCUUAUUUGAAGCAGAAGGUUGACGCUGGAGCAGAUCUGAUCAUCACUCAGCUGUUCUACGAUACCGAUAUCUUUCUCAAAUUCGUCGAUGACUGCCGCCAAAUUGGAAUCACUUGCCCAAUUGUGCCUGGCAUUUUGACUAUUACCAACUACAGGUCAUUCCGCAAAAUGACUGGAUUAUGCAAAACCAAGAUCCCAGCUGAUAUUCUUGCUGCACUGGAGCCCAUUAAAGACAACAAUGAAGCUGUGAAAGCAUACGGAAUUCAUCUCGGGACAGAGAUGUGCAAGAAGAUUAUGGCUCAUGGGAUUAGGACGCUGCAUCUCUACACAAUGAAUCGGGAUGAAUCAGCUUUGGCCAUACUGAAGAAUCUCGGCGUGAUCGAAGUGUCCAAGAUUCCGGCUCCAUUGAAGCAGCAGGAACAGAAGGCAAUACAAGAAGAAGUAACAAAGAAAGAAGUUGCUGCUAAAGCUGGUUAACUGAUCAUGUACCAUGUACCAAAUUGUUCCAGGUAUUGAAGUUUCAAGAGUUGUUUCGUAUCCCGUCAAUUCAUUUGGUGCUGCGCACCGUUUUUUACUUUAUUAGAGCAUUAUUCUUUAGUAAGGCUAAGCUAAGCUAAGUCAUUAUGAAAACCAUAGUUAGCCACAUGUUAGGCUAUUAAGGUUGUAAUAAAUUAAUAAUCCCUAUUUCUAGUUACAGCUUGCUGUUUGUUUAGGAGGCCCAAGGUUAAAGCCCAAGAGGCAUUGGGCCUUCUUCCCUGCUUCUAUCCUGUUUCAGUGAUAAAAUUGUAUGUGUUAAUUACUAUUUUAUUAUUACUGUUUACCGCUGUUUUUACCAUAUAUGUCAUCAGUUACAAUUUUACUCUUUACACGUUGAAUCAUUGCGCUUAGGAAUAAUUUUAACUGGCGAGGGUCAAAGGGUGUGCGGCAAAGUUCGGUACGAGAGUGAACCAAGGAAUUGGAAUUCUGCAGGGUUGUUGAGGGAGUGGAAUUUCUUUUGGGUUGGUGGUGUGGGCCUGCUUACCAACCCCCGAGCACCCACUAUAGUCGCCAGUCCUCCACCUCGCCACUUGGGCGUUGGUGGCGAUCAGAUAUUUUUUUUACAAAAAUAAUCUUCAUGGAUUGAAACAAAAGAUA